This is a messenger RNA of Rana temporaria (common frog), 1328 nucleotides long. RefSeq names its product perlucin-like protein. Bases 507 to 1163 code for a protein of 218 amino acids. The record is from RefSeq and is a predicted model, not a curated record. NCBI's taxonomy places the organism in Eukaryota, Metazoa, Chordata, Amphibia, Anura, Ranidae. The transcript is spliced from 7 exons.
UUCUCUGAGUUCAUGGACGGACACAGCACCCACCCCUCCUUUUAUGUUUGUACUGAUUUUACUUUAAGUUUCUGCCUAGUCACUCCUAAAGAAAGGCUAAUACCCACUUUGUCAAGAUUAAGGCUGUGUCCCGUCCAUGAACUCAGAGAAAAAGAUUUUACGGUGAGUAUAAAAUCUUAUUUUCCUUUUCUCAGUUUUAACGUCAGGUACUUUGGUAAAUAAGGCGCAACCUAAAGCAUAUUCUAAUAAAUCACCUUAAUAUGUGAACCCAUCGAUGGAGGAGUCUCGUGUUAGAGUGUAUGCAUAGUUCUGAGCUAAUCCCUCUGUUCUAGACAUUUCUCAUAAACAUUCUACUUGCGAUUACUCACAAUUUUCUAAAUAACCCUUCGUAAGUUCCUUAAAUUUAAAGUUCCGUUCUGGAAACUUCCUGUAAAUGCAGAACAGAAAACAGCAAAGAAGGCCAUUAAUAGCACAGUGCACAGAAUUAUGUUUUUCAACCGUGUACAAUGAGGAAAGUUGAAGAUUUCGAGGCAAAAUCAGGGAACUGUUGUCUAGGAAAUACGUAUGCAAACAUGAACGAUCUCAAGGCCCAGAUGUCAGAGAAUAAUCCAGAAGCCAAAGCUACCAAGAAUAUACAAGAUCGGCUAACAUUGGUUCUGGUCAUUUUCUUAAUCUUGGUGUUCCUUAUUCUGGUUAUUUUCACAAGUCUUCUGUUUGUUUACUUAAAAGAAUGCACUUCACAGUUUGAAAACAAACUAGAACAGCAUAAAAAUGAAACAAAACCUUCCUGUGAGAGUGGAUGGCUAGAGUUUGAUGGUCAUUGUUACUUCUUCUCUGAUUUUCAACUGAAUUGGAUGAGUGCUCAGAUGAUGUGCCUUAACAGAGGAAGUUAUCUGGUUAUAAUUACAAGCGAAGAGGAGCAGAAAUUCUUACUGGAUAAAUAUAAUAAAAAAAAUAAUAUUUGGAUUGGUCUGACAGAUGAGCGCAAAGAAGGUACAUUUCAGUGGAUUGAUGGCACAGAGUUAUCAUACACAUUUUGGAGAAAAGGAGAACCAAAUGGUGGAACCAAGGAGAACUGUGUUAAUCUGUUUAUAGAAAGAGAAUGGAAUGAUUAUGCCUGUAAUUCAAAUAGUUAUGCCAUCUGUGAGAAGAGACUGAUAUGAUUUGUAUUUCCUUUCUGUGGAAUACUCUCACCUCCGGGACUCUGGAGAUAUAUCCUACACAAUUUGUUGGUCCUUUCCAAUGUAAUCCAUGGCUGCAUAAUCAGUUUUAAGAAUUUUUACAUAAUUAUGUAUGAUAGUUCAAUGUUCCAAACCAUGGAGUUAUGA